UCUUCAGACAGAAGAGCUGGCGAAAGCAAUAAAGCACGUUUUAUGCGUUAUUAAGACUGAUUAUUCAUCGAAGACAUGGCUGGGGUUGUUUUGGAGAACUUGAGUUGGAAGAAACUCAUCAUUCUCAGCUUAAUAUUGCUAAUGUUACUUGUAACCUUUUUCUUAAUUGGUGGUUUGCAAGCUCCUCAACCUAACAAUGUGAAUAUUAUCAUUGGUACAAAAUGCUAUGCCCCAGGCAGGUAUGUUAGCAGAGAGAAGUGGCAUAUACCUAGGGGAAAUAAUAGUUGUGAGAAGUUGGAUAGUUUAAGGCCUGACGAUGCUAAAAUCGUUAGUAAAGGGAUAACUGAUAAACAGAUUGUUUUUGCAUUCUGGAUUCCUGGACCUAGAGAUGGACAUGAGCUGAAGAUGCAUCCCCGGUUUCAGUACAUGAUGUCUGUAUUGCAGCUUGACAUUAUAUAUCAACCACAAAAUCCUGUUGGACCAAAUCCAGUAAUGCUGUUGGAUUUUAGACUUGGUUAUAGGAAUGAAGGAGAUAGAGAGGGUGAUUGGAAAUUAUUGGCAGAAUCUGCCGAGGAUAGAAAACUUGUCUGUACCAUCGCUUAUAAUGAGAAAAAUGAGACAGAACCAGGGUCUCAGUAUGACUGUGAACUACUUCAUGCCUUUGAGAUCUCCAGUUUACACCAUGAUUACUAUCUAUUGAACCUACGACUCCCUCCCAGUCCUGAGAAAAAUAUAGAUAUUGGUCAGAUUGAUGAUAUCUCUCUUGUGACAAUUCAUCAGAAUGGAGGGUUUACUAUAAUAUGGUUCUCCAUUAAGACUUUCCUGUUUCCAUGUGUUCUGAUUGUGUUAGUCUGGUUCUGGAGAAGGAUACAACAGAUGUGUAGACCUCCAAAUUUACUAGAAAGAACACUGUUUGCUUUGGGAAUAACAAUGUCAAUAUUAAACUUACCCAUUGAAUGGUUGACAUUUUGGUUGAAUAUUCCCUUCAUGCUGCUGUUGAAUGACAUCAGACAGGGGGCUUUCUAUGCCAUGUUGUUGUCAUUCUGGAUUAUAUUUACUGGAGAACAUAUUAUGGAUCAGACCGAGAGAAACCGACUGAAGUUGUAUUGGAAACAUUUAACGGCUGUUAUAGUUGGUUGUGUGUGCUUGUUUGUGUUUGAGAUGUGUGAAAGAGGAAUGCAGUUAAAGAAUCCAUUCUACAGUAUUUGGUCGAGUGAAAUAGGAUCAAAACUGGCUUUGGCUUUCAUUAUAUUAGCUGCCGUCGCUGCCACAGCCUACUUCCUGUUCUUGUGUGUCAUGAUUUACCGUGUCUUCCGAAACAUCAGUGCUAAAAAAUCAACCCUACCAAGCAUGAGUCAUAUGAGGAAAAAGUAUUAUAUGGGCCUGAUCUUUCGAUUUAAGUUUCUGAUGCUGCUGACAUUAUUCUGUGCUGCAUUGACUGUUAUUUUCUUUAUCAUCAGUCAGUUAAGUGAAGGACAGUGGAAAUGGGGAGAUGAAAAUCUUAAGCUGGAAUACUCAAGUGCAUUCUUUACAGGUGUGUAUGGUCUGUGGAAUGUUUACAUCUUUGGACUGCUGUCGCUGUAUGCUCCCUCUCACAAGACUGCUUCUGGUGCUAAUGCUGAUACUGACAGCCAAGAAGAAGAAGUACAGUUAACAAAUGUGCCAUCAGAAAUGUCUGCUCUCCAGUCAUUUGCUACAAAGGCUGAUCAGGAUUAAACAUGGGCAGAUUAUGUAUGGUAUAUAAUGGAAAAUAGAUCUGAUUCACAGAUAAUACUUAUUGAUGCAAUAGUUACAUUUUGAAUAAAUUAGAUAUUAUUUCUAAGUGAGAUCCCCGAAGUUAAUGUUCUCACAUAAUUAUCAUUAUAUUAUAUAUGACAUUUUGACAUUAAUUUUUUUUCAUUAGUGUUGUGAUUUUUAGUUUUAUAAUGUUUACAUUUUUUUGAAGCUUCAUAUAUAUUUACUAUAGGAUGUUCAUCUCUAAAUGUAUAGGGUAUUUAAAUGUACAUAAAUAUAGGUUGAAAGAAGACAUAUCUGAAUAUUUUUAUUGGUUUAUAUUUUUUUUUUAAAUGAUAGUAAAAUUCACUCAGCGUAAAUGCUUUUAACUUGUAGAUAGAAUGUUGCCUCUUGUAGUUUACCAAUUUCGUGACUGUUUUGUGAUUUUCUAAUCUUUCUUGUACUAUAAAAAGGAGGUGCUACUUUUACAUAUUUUGAUGUAGAAUUUAUAAAUCUAUACUAGAUCAUCAGUUUUUUAUUGUGCCAGAUUGUGUUGUAUUUUAGGCCCAAACUGAAUUGUGAAGGGCUGUGAAUGUUUUUUUUUUUCUUUGUGUUUCCAUACAUCCUAAAACUAGUAUCAGUUCAAAAUGCCAAGAUAGCCUUUUAUACAAUGCUAGAAACUGCUACUGACAGGUCUAGUUUGACUUUGACAGAUUUCAAAUUUGUUUUAGAGUGACAUCCCUCAAUAAUGUGGAAAAUAACUGAUUUAAGGUUUGAGAAUGCUUCAAGAGAGCAUUUUUAAUUGAAAUUUAGGCUCAAUGUUAGAAACCAUUAAAAUCAGGUGGAGUUGGUACAUUUCAGAAUAAUGGUUCUAAAGUCUAGAUAUUUCAUUGGUUUGUUGGGAUGUUGCAAGUAUUACUCUUUUCAUUGUAAAAGAUAACAUCUCAGCUAUAUGAUUUUGUAUGAUUUUGACAAAAGAAAGAAAAUAAUUUUCAAAAAAUAAUACUACGCAAGAUUUGUUAUUUAAAUGGCAAAAAGUUAAUAAGGUUUGAAACAAGUAAAUUUGUAAUUUUAAAGGCCUGGUGAUAUUUAUGCUUUGGUUGUGUUAAAAGUAAAUAUCUUGACUAUAGAUAGGAUAAUGUGUCAUAUUGUUUUAUUAUAAUGAUAGACACAGGUUUUUUUUUAAAAGAAAGUGAUUUUACUAAGUUUAUUUUUAUAGAUUUGUGUAUAUAAGGCUGCUGGACAGUCCUCUCACCAUCAGAGAACCACUUGUUAAUUAAAUAUAUAGCAAAAAAUCAAACCAUUUUCAUGGUGUCCAUAGAUAAUGUAUAAUUGUGUAUUUUUAAUGAAAUGCAAACUUUAUGGUUAUCAAUUUUAAUAUAUAUAUAUAUAUAACUAUGAUUUUUAUUUUUAUUAUUCAUGAACUUAAGUGGCAAUCUACUUCAAUGAAUUUAAUUAUUUAAAAAAAAAAGAUUGUAAAGAAAUUGAUUUAUUGCUUAAGAAAUCCAUUUUGUUAGGUAGUUUUUACCAAUUUAUUUGCAAUAAAUGUUUACUGUA
Molecule: messenger RNA, 3270 nt
Organism: Mytilus californianus (California mussel)
Lineage: Eukaryota; Metazoa; Mollusca; Bivalvia; Mytilida; Mytilidae
Product: protein wntless homolog
Exons: 13
Coding region: 76-1716 (546 amino acids)
Biological process (GO): intracellular protein transport; Wnt signaling pathway; Wnt protein secretion
Cellular component (GO): organelle membrane; endomembrane system
Molecular function (GO): Wnt-protein binding
Source: RefSeq, a predicted model, not a curated record